AUGGCAGCGGCGAAAGACGCGCCGGACCUCGGCGCGUACACGGCGCAUGCGGCGCCUGGCGAGAGCGACGACGAAGUAUUUGCGGAGCUGGAUCGCGAGGUGGAAGCACUCAAUGAGGCGGACGCGGACGACGCCGCGCAGGUCGUGGGCGGCACGGGGCGUGGCGCCGACGGCGAUCUAGCUGCGGCGUUCCAGGAGUACCGGCAGCAGCGGCUAGCUGAAAUCCAGGCGCAUGUGGCUGCGCGUACCGGCGCGGACAGGGGCGAUCCUGACCGUGGGCAGUACCGCGACGUCAAAGACGAGAAGGAGCUACUCAGCCGCAGUGUGCGUGAGCCGCGGUGCGUGAUCCACUUUGCCAAGAAAGAGUUUCGGCGGUGCCAGAUCCUCGAUCGGCACCUCGAGGUACGUGUGCGGCGCUGA
Molecule: messenger RNA, 420 nt
Organism: Malassezia sympodialis ATCC 42132
Lineage: Eukaryota; Fungi; Basidiomycota; Malasseziomycetes; Malasseziales; Malasseziaceae
Gene: PLP1
Product: Plp1p
Source: RefSeq, a predicted model, not a curated record